Messenger RNA from Anguilla anguilla (European eel), 2622 nucleotides. RefSeq names its product transmembrane protein 18 (gene tmem18). Lineage: Eukaryota; Metazoa; Chordata; Actinopteri; Anguilliformes; Anguillidae. The coding region runs from base 150 to 608 and encodes 152 amino acids. Gene Ontology annotation, cellular component: nuclear membrane. The record is from RefSeq and is a predicted model, not a curated record. The transcript is spliced from 5 exons.
UCCGCCGACAAAAUCAGAGGAAGAAGAAGUAGAAGCAGCUGAAGAACAAGAAGAAGAACGUUAGGCGUUUUGAACCUAUUAUAUCUGAGCUAGUGUACCAUCGUAAAUAUUAUAAGCUACCACGGAUACUUAUAGACUUAGCAACCAAAAUGGCUGAGCUAAAGGAGAAUAAUAUCAGCUCUAUCCCUAUUGAUAAUUUCAGCAAAGGAAGGAUCACUUCUGUAUGGACAUUGCUGAGUUCUGUACAGUGGUCAGAGUCCUGGUUGGUGGGACUAUUGGCGUUCCACGCUGUCUGCUUUACAGUUACUCUGUUGACGUGUAGGUUUUACCGACUACAGAUUUGCCAUUUUCUCAUAAUGGUUGUCAUGGUCUACUCUGCUGAAUACCUAAAUGAGAAGGCAGCUAUGAACUGGAGGUCAUUCUCUAAUUUCCAAUAUUUUGACUCACAAGGAAUGUUCAUAUCUUUGGUUUUUUCAAUUCCCCUCUUAAUGAAUACAAUUAUUAUUGUGAUGGUGUGGGUCUAUAGGACAUUUGAGACAAUGACAGCGCUGAAAACCCUGCAACUGAAACAAAAAGCAAUGAGAGAAAACCGGAAGAAAACUGAAUGAUUUGCGAUGGACAAAGUGGUUGUGUUUAGUGUUACACCUCUCCCCAUGUUGAAAAUUCACAUUAUUUUAAACCACAAGUCUUAUGUUUAUUUGAGUGUGGCAUGAAAUGAAAAUAAUUAGCCAGUCACAGUCAAGAUUGUGGGUGAGUUCAAGUGUGUGUGGGGAAAUCGUGAGGUAAACAGUAAAUUUGGGUUGUAGCAUGCCCAAAGAAAACGGCCUUUUUAAUUUUGAAAGGACCAAAAUUACUGUACGAAAGAUGUGCAUUUAUUUAACUUUGAUAUGAGUUUUAAUUUGUUACUAUAACAUAUUUUGUGUCGCAGAUAGUGCUAUAAAAUAUGAAGUCAGGCUUGGCGGAUUCAUGAUGUUUUAUACUGUCUAGCAAACUGGCAAUCUUUCACUCUGAUUGUAGAUGCUCUUCAAUAUUGCCACAAGAGGGCAAUGGUGUUCCAUUGAGUCAGUGGGUCUUCUGUUAUCUGCAGUAAUAUCAUUAAAGAUGGACGUUCUGUGAAAUGAAUUUUCCAAGAAAAGUGUGGUUCAUAAACCAUACAUCAGUAUAGCUGUGUAACCGGUCUGUAUUUUGUGUAGGUCAAACUAAUGUGGGACAAAUUUUAAUAAUUAAAGUGAAUAAUUCACAAGACCACAGAAUGACUGGUUUAAGAAUGAUAUAAUGUACCAAAAAGUGUUUUGUAACAGCUAUAUUUUAAAAAUAGGUAAUUUAAGGGAGAUGAACUUUCUCAUGAUUUGCACAUUUUCCUGUUUUUUAUUCAUGAGGUCAAGAGUUGUUAUUUUAAAGAUGUUUCGAGCAUGGGAGGAUUUGUUAUCUACUGGAACCGUCUGGAUUAAUAGUAACGGACAUAAAUUAUACAACCGAUCUUUUGUAAUCUUGUUGCACAUGUCAUGAAGAGUAAUACAUACAAUUUUAGCGAUUCAAGAUGGGGGUUAUAGACUAAUGUGUCUUAAGAUAUGUGUUAUACAUUGACAUUGACACAAGCAAAGCCUUGUUUUUAAUAACUGUUUAAAAUGUUGUGCUGCCAAAAUAAGUGUUUUCAAAGGCAUCCUUUCAUAAGAAGCAGCUGUUUUCCUGCUCGUGCGUAUGUGCAGAGUGAUACAAUCUCUGAGGAUGAUGCUAGAGAUAUAAAUCUGAAAUCAAUAAGCAGCGGAUAGAAAUGGAAGAAAAUCGCAAACGCUUGGGCAAAAAACGGAGUGCGCAGGACAUCAGAAUGUGAAGGAAAUGAUGGUGACUGCAAGAGAUUCUGGAAUUUGUAAACUCACACUGGAAAAAAAGUGACAGGACUGGAGCAGGCCCUGGGCAGGGGUCUUCUAUUAUAACCUUUGUAAUUGCCAAAAAGGGUAAGAGUACAAGAGAGUAGUUGCAUUACAAUUGCCUGGAAUAGUAAAAAAAAAUCAACAAUUUAUUAUGUAAUGUAGACAGAGUAAUCAGAAUAUUAACAAAGACCAACAGACUUGCAGUACAGGUGCAUGGAAGCCAAAUGUGAGACUCCCAAAAUUUUCCCCCUGAAGUAGUAGGUCCACUGAGUGUUUCAGAUGCCCCUCUCCCCUGUAAAAUAAAUGUUUACCAGCUAAUAUUAUGGCCAGCCCCAUUAGCCUAUCUAACCAGAUCUACUACAAUAAAUAAGAGGGUUUCAGAAGAUACAGUUAUCAGAAGGGGGUAAUAUUAAGAGGGUAAACAUACCUGGAUAAAUCAUAAAGUCUGUUGUGGGAAACAAGACAUAUACUUUCCCUUUACCGUCUGUUUCCUACAGCAUUUUUAUUGUACUGUACAUGUAGGAUGGGUCAAAACCUCUAUAAAAUGGCCUGUGCCAAUUUUCUUUUCUUUCUUGGCUUGAAAGUGUAAAUGUAGAAGCAGAUCUUUGUGUAUUCCGCUAAUAUUUACUCUGUUAACUAAAGCAAACAGUUCCUGUGAAUUCCAGAUCAUCAUUGUUAAUGUGAACUUGGUCUCAACUGACCCCACAAGAUAAAUAUGAAUUAUAUAAAUAAACUGCUGUGUGGGUUU